CCCCAUUGGCUGAAGCGGCCCGGCCCGGUAUCCGGGUAAGAUGGCCGCAGUCGGAGAGUGUUCGGUCGCUGUUCCGUGGACCCCGGUUUCCCUUAUGCACGUCGAGUAUCCGGCAGGUGAUUUCACCGGACAUCUUCUUGCCUACGUGAGCCUGGGUCCCAUUUUCAUCCUUGUCGGUUUCGUCACUCUCAUUGUUUUCAAGCGCGAACUCCACACGAUCUCUUUCUUGGCAGGGCUGUUGGUCAACGAAGGUGUGAACUGGCUGAUAAAGAAUAUUGUCCAGGAGCCUCGGCCUUGUACAGAAAUCCACCCGUCCGUGUAUUCAAAGAACGCCAUGCCUUCCAGCCAUUCCCAGUUUAUGUGGUUUUUUGCCAUUUACUCUUUCCUCUUCCUCUAUUUAAGGAUGCACCAGACCAACAAUGCCAGGUUCCUGGACUUGCUGUGGAGACAUGUGCUUUCCCUUUGCCUCCUAACAGCGGCCUUUCUCGUCUCCUAUAGUAGGGUCUACCUGCUCUACCACACCUGGAGUCAAGUCAUCUAUGGAGGGGUCGUGGGAAGCGUCAUGGCUGUGGUUUGGUUCGCCUUCACACAGGAGAUCUUAACUCCUUUGUUCCCAAGGAUAGCAGCAUGGCCAUUAAGUGAAUUCUUCUUAAUCCGAGACACGAGCCUCAUCCCAAAUAUCCUUUGGUUUGAAUACACGGUCACCAGAGCAGAAGCCAGGAACCGACAGCGGAAGCUGGGGACUAAGCUGCAGUGAACUGGAAGACGCAGAACUGGACCACACGAUUCUGUCAAGCGAAGGAGGGCCGGAGCUAGGAGUGGAAGAGAGAGCCUUUUAAGAGACGACGGACCGAAGGGCCUGGCAGGAGGACACCUGCGGACCAGAGGCCUUUCCAGCGAGCCGGAUCAACCCUGCUGCAUGCUGAGGACCGGCGGGGGCGGAAUCCCUUUCUUGCACCGCACCAGGCAGGAACUUGCUCUCACCUGCGGGGCUUGUGCAGGGCAUGCGCUGGCGGGUGGCGCCUGCGCCUAACUUUGAGGGUGGGGCCGGGCCGGGGCACAUAGCUAGAGUCUUGUCGACAGGAGGGGGCGGGGGGAUAAACCAUAUAUAAGCUCUGUGACUUUUUUCUAUUGGAUUUCCCUUUUGGCAGCAUGCGAUCUGUACUCUAUUUAUUUUUUAAAUGGACUGUUUGCACAAUGGGGGCUGGGCGGAGGGAGGCGGAAGAUGCCCUAUUUAAUCUUGUGUUCGUGGAGGCAGCCGAUAAGUCAUCGUGUGGGAUAAUCGAGGAGCAGGGAUUCCUGGAGCUAGAAGGGUGGGCUGUAGGAGGUCUUUUUCCUUCUGGGUUUUCAAUUUUCCAUGACUGUUUGAGGCAUUUGGGUCAUUCCCAAUGACACUUUCUAUCAGUUUCCACAGAAACUUGCUUCAAGGAUUGCUGUUGACACUAGCUGUGUUUUGGCACACACAGCAAAAGGGGGAUUAGUCGAAAGUGCACACGGUCGGGUCAACACAAUGGCAAAAAUGCCCCCUCUUUGGUAGACCUUUUAUAUUAUUUUUCCUACUUCAGAUUCUCGUCCAAAUGGUUUGCUUUACUAGGGACCACUUCUUUUUUCUGAGUGCCAAUAACUUGGUCCACCUAACCAUCUCUUUUUCCGGUCCCCCUUCCUCUCUUUUCUCCCCGAAUUACCCACCCCUCACGAUUGCAAACUUUGUUACUGGUUGUUUAAAAUGCAAAAAAAUUAAAAAUUCCUUAAAGGAGGCACCGUUAAAGCA
Messenger RNA from Varanus komodoensis (Komodo dragon), 1771 nucleotides. RefSeq names its product dolichyldiphosphatase 1 (gene DOLPP1). Lineage: Eukaryota; Metazoa; Chordata; Lepidosauria; Squamata; Varanidae. Gene Ontology annotation, molecular function: dolichyldiphosphatase activity. The transcript has 8 exons. Gene Ontology annotation, biological process: protein N-linked glycosylation; lipid biosynthetic process. The record is from RefSeq and is a predicted model, not a curated record. Bases 41 to 757 code for a protein of 238 amino acids. Gene Ontology annotation, cellular component: intracellular membrane-bounded organelle; endoplasmic reticulum membrane.